This is a messenger RNA of Myotis brandtii (Brandt's bat), 1301 nucleotides long. Its product is annotated as zinc finger protein 786. Lineage: Eukaryota; Metazoa; Chordata; Mammalia; Chiroptera; Vespertilionidae. Gene Ontology annotation, biological process: regulation of DNA-templated transcription. The transcript has 8 exons. The coding region runs from base 1 to 903 and encodes 300 amino acids. The record is from RefSeq and is a predicted model, not a curated record.
AUGGCUCCCCGACGGCACCUUUCGGUAAAGAGCUCCUUGUCCUCAGGAAGCCCCGAGGGGCCGGCUGAGGGGCCUGUGCUCUUUCAGGAGCCGCUGACCUUCCGGGACGUGGCCGUGGACUUCUCCCCGGAGGAGUGGGGGCGGCUGGGCCCUGCGCAGAGGACGCUGUACCGGGACGUGAUGCUGGAGACCUUCGGGCACCUGCUGUCUGUGGGGGCUCAGGUCACCAAGCCCGAGGUCAUCUCCCUGCUGGAGGAGGGCGCGGAGCCCUGGCGGGUGGAGCAGCCACGUCCCCGGAGCCCGUGUCCAGAAAUGGUGAGAAAUCCUGAAAGUAAAGCGUUGAUCCCAACACGUCGCAUUUUUGAGGGUGACCAGUCCCAUAGCAUGAAGUUGGAACGAUUCGUGUGGGAUGAUCCUUGGUUCUCCAGGAUAAGAGACGACGGUGCUGGAGUGAUGGGCCAGCCUCGGCGUUCCUUCGCCUUCCUAAUUUUGUUUUUAAUGGGAUGGCCAUUGCGUGUGUGCUUGCCUGAUGCAGGUGAUAGGAAGGGUGAUAUACCUGAGCCGGUCAAGGACGUCUCAGCGCGAGUGCUGGCCCCCAGCACCAGCACCUGGGACGCAGUCGACUGGGACAGGAUGAGGAGAGGGAACAGCUUGCCGCGCUUUAUGAAAAUAUCCAGAUACCACUGUCGGGAGACGAAGAGGAGGCCUUCAGGGCCAGGCGCCCAGGCGAGGCUGGGUGUCUGCUUUCGGGGAACGAGAAGGAGCUGGCGGAGUUCAUUAAUUCAGCUAUUAGAUCAAAAAGAAGACAGCAUCUUGAAGGAGCAGGAUUGGAGAGCGCGCAAAAGCAGUAGAGGAAGCACAGCACGGAAUGCUGGGCCCCUUGCAAACGUGGGAAACCCGUGAAAGCCAGUGAGAGAGCCGCAGGCCGCGCUACCCCGUGUGGGGAACACACGGUGGGACGUCAGCCUGAGGACAUGCGAACCCUCAGGGAAGAAAACUAGAAAUAUAUAACACAAAAUAAACCCACAGCAUAGUCAUCCUCGCCUCUUAGCUCUCAUGAAUAGUUCAUGAAUAAUUAUAAUGUAACAGGAAAGAGGAAAAUCCAACUUCGUAAGUAUGAACGAGAAAUUGUCUGCAUUUUCUUUCCUUGCUUCUAACCAGAAAUACAAGGAAUUUCUUUGGGGAACCUCCCAGACCAUGCUGGGGAGCCCCCCACUUUCACUAAACAGAACUUUCCCACUGAUACCUGUCAGUUCCAGUAGCUUGUCUUCGUUUACAAGAGGAGCCUGAGAAUGUCACUG